AACCAGUUGAAAUCCCUCUCCACCGGAGCAGAGCACAGGGCGAGAGGGUCCUGCACUGCUGUACAGCUGAAAUAUGGCGGGCCGUAGAGGCGACGUGAUGUGUUCAUGGUCCGGAUCUGCUGCCAGCGAAAAUCCAUUUUCAGCGGCGUCCGAGGAGCAGAAACCGAGGAAGAGAAGCAGACCUUUCUGCCUGACCAGGAUGAAGUCCCGCAACAUCUCCUGCAAACAGCUCCAGCAUCAGCCCGUCGUGCACAACAACAACAUGCCUUUCAUGAUCCACUGCCAGAUUGGGAAAGAGAUCAAACACAUCUGCAGCAACUGCCGGGGAGCCGAGCAGCGGCACGCUGAGGAGGUGGAGAGGCUGGCAGCCAUGCGCUCUGAUUCGCUGGUCCCGGGCACACACACACCUCCCAUCCGGCGGCGGAGCAAAUUCGCCACCCUGGGACGUCUGUUCAAGCCCUGGAAAUGGAGGAAGAAGAAAAGUGAAAAGUUCAAGCAGACCUCUGCCGUGUUGGAGAGGAAAAUGUCCACUCGCCAGAGCAGAGAGGAACUCAUCAAGAAAGGAGUGCUGAAAGAAGUUUAUGAGAAAGACGGCUCUUCCCCGGCGCUACGUCAGGAGGUGAAGAUGGAGAACGGGCGUUCCCCGCUGCUGGGCUCAGGCCCGUCAGAGUCUGAAGGUACUGAGCACAUGGAAGGAGCCACUGCAGCUGUAGGCUCUCUGGAGUUUCAGUUGCCAGGUGAUGGUGCGGGUCAACAGGACCAUGCUCAGAAGUCCACUAAGAAGUCUACUGUGUAUCUGGCUGACAGCGCCGAAUCAUCACCACUGUUAAGACCUCCUACGCUACACAAACAACCUCCUGCACUACCGCCCAAACCCUUCACCAGGCUACCUAAUCACAUAACAGAUGGCACCCCGGUGAAGUUGCCGUGCAUGUCGGCCAAGUUAUCUCCUCCUCUACCUCCAAAGAAGUUUGUGAUCUCAGUACCUGCAGGGAGCAUGGAGCCCACUCUGCUCGCCUUCCAGAAGUGCCCCCCUCCCAGCCAUGCUCCAAUGGGCGGGUAUUCCCAGCAGUAUGGGGCGCUCCACCCCCCCAGGCGGAUCAUAGAGGAGCUCAACAAGACCCUGGCCCUCACCAUGCAGAGGUUUGAGAGCUCCAUGAUGCACGCUGUUCCCACGGUCAUGUUCGAGUGCGACGACGACAAAGAAAACCUCCGCAACGAGGCGGUCUACGAGGACCUGCCCGAGGAAGAUGAGGAGGAAGAAGAUGAGGAGGAGGAAGACGAAGAUGACGAGGACGAAGAAGACGAAGAUGACGAGGAAGAUGAUGAUGAUACAUUGUUUACAAGCACACUGGCCAUGAAGGUGUUACGAAAGGACUCUUUAGCCAUCAAGCUGAGUAACCGUCCAACGAAGAGGGACCUGGAGGACAAAAACAUCCUGCCCAUGCAGUCGGACCAAGAGAGAUACGAGUCUCGACAACAAACGGCUACCAAACUGACCAGACGAUUAAGUCAACGGCCGACAGCAGAGGAACUGGAACAGAGGAAUAUCCUCAAACCUCGAAACGAUCUGGAGGAGCAGGAGGAGAAGCGGGAGAUCAAGAAGCAUUUGUCCAAAAAGCUCAGCCAAAGGCCCACAGUGGAGGAGCUGAGGGAGGCGAAGAUCUUGAUCCGCUUCAGUGACUACGUGGAGGUUGCUGAGGCUCAGGACUACGACCGCAGAGCAGACAAGCCAUGGACCCGGCUAACGGCUGCUGACAAGGCUGCCAUCAGGAAGGAGCUGAAUGAGUUCAAAAGCACAGAGAUGGAGGUGCACGAGUCAAGCCGUCAUCUGACGAGGUUUCAUCGGCCGUAAGAUGGAUCAGUCCGACCUGUGCUUCUCUACUCACACACCAAGCCUCAAGUGUUCGGACUGCCACCUGCUGCUCUCUCACUGACGGACUGUACCUGAACACAGCGUGUGCUGCGGCCGUCACCGGAAACACUUCAAAGUACAAAUGGAUCAAACUCUCACCUGGAUCUCCUCAGUGGAGAUUUUACACACUUCUUGAUAUUCAAAAGGGUUUCAUUUAUUUUAAGAUGAAGCCGCAACUUGUUUACUUUGCAGCACUUUUGUUUCUGAACAAGGCGCUUGAAAUCAAACACAGAAUCUGUGCCAAGGAGGUGAAGAUAGGACUUUAUUUAUCUUUUUUACACAUGGAUUGUUUACUUGCCUUUCACCAUAAUGUCACUCUCCUUAACUGGACUGUAUAUCUUUGGCUUGUGUUGGCACUGUAUUAUUCCACAUGAAACAUCUCAAUGAUCGUUUCUCAUUUUGCCAGAGGAAUUAGAAUCUGUAGGCAGCUGCAUCUUAAGCCAAAACCCAAAAUAUACCCAUAAUUCUCUUUGCAAGAAGGAAACAGAAAAAGUAACCCAACACAAACACACAUCAACUGAGCAAUAACCUCACAGCCUCAUUGCUUCAUGUGUUAACGGGCUGCAUCCAAGAGCUCAAAAAUGUUCUCACACUUUUGAUCCCCACUUUAAGCCAAAGCAACUUGACUUGCUGUUGACGGUGCGAUCUUGAAUGCAUCAAAGAAUGACUGCUGUUGAGAGUUCAGUAACUUACUGUGUCACUGUGCCUACAGUAUUGUUUACAGGGAUUUGAAAGUUGCCAAAAUAACUUGUUUAGUUUGAUACAGACUAUCUGUCGACACAGUAACAUGUUGCAGAAUUACAAGAAACCAGGCUUUUUCUUCUUUCAUGAUUUCCUUUUUUAUUGUCUGAGACCAAUCUCUGGUGGUACAGAAAAUGUAAACCCUGCCAGCUUACUUUUCAUGGUUUACAGUCCACAUUAGCUCAAUGUAUUGCCAGUUUUUACCUUAUUAUGGGGAGGAGUUGAUCGUCGUGUCUGAGUGAGUGUGUCUAAGUACGAGCAUCGGUAAUAUUACUGUCUCUUGUACGUUUAAAACUGUUCUCAGAAUUCUAAGACUUGUAAAUAGCAAAGAAAGUAAACAAGACUUUUCAAAUGUUUUUUUGUAAAGCAGAAAAACUGCAUGUGGGUAUUAAUUUAUUGUCUUCUAUGAUGUAUGCUGUUUCUUAAAGAAAGAAACUUAUUAAAUAAAUAA
Messenger RNA from Eleginops maclovinus (Patagonian blennie), 3107 nucleotides. RefSeq names its product phosphatase and actin regulator 1 (gene phactr1). Gene Ontology annotation, biological process: stress fiber assembly; cell motility. Lineage: Eukaryota; Metazoa; Chordata; Actinopteri; Perciformes; Eleginopidae. The transcript is spliced from 13 exons. Gene Ontology annotation, molecular function: actin binding. The record is from RefSeq and is a predicted model, not a curated record. Bases 74 to 1855 code for a protein of 593 amino acids.